This is a messenger RNA of Physella acuta, 3315 nucleotides long. RefSeq names its product dynein axonemal intermediate chain 4. Gene Ontology annotation, molecular function: dynein light chain binding; dynein heavy chain binding. Gene Ontology annotation, biological process: cilium movement. Gene Ontology annotation, cellular component: axonemal dynein complex. NCBI's taxonomy places the organism in Eukaryota, Metazoa, Mollusca, Gastropoda, Physidae. The record is from RefSeq and is a predicted model, not a curated record.
CAGAAGGGCGAUAACUUUAUUAUUUUGUUUAACAAAUUUCGUGUAUGGUAAACCAAACAACUUCACAAUGUCUAAUUCAAAAAACACUAAAAUUAAAGCAGGAGGUGGAAGUAAGACAAAUGAGUCUGUACUAAGUAGAAAUACAUCAGUUUCAAAGGCCAACAAAAGUGGUGGUAAGAAUAUGCCAUUUACCAGUGUUCGGAGUACAGUUUUCUCAUCAGCCUCUGGACAGAAAAAAGCUCCGGUCUCUGUGGGUACAGAUAAGCCAAUUUCUACUCAAAAAGCAUUAGUUCAGAUUAUUGAUGAAGCGGGACAUGAUGUCACACCUUUGCCUCUUAUUCAACUGGAUCCAAAUGCUGUGAAAAAGAAUCAAUCUAAUGUAUUAGGAGAAAGUUCAGUUGGGACACCAACAGAUUUGAUGUCCCAAACAUCGGCCUCUCUAUAUGGCGCAAAUGCUACUCAGACAGGCACUGCCGUUACAAGUGUGUAUGGUGGGGGUCCUUUUACUAGGUCUGUGUUUACUCAGUCGUAUGACACAGGCUCUGAUUCAGUCUUACCUGAUGAAAUGGGAACUCCGGAUAUUACUACAUUUUCAGAGGUACGUCACAAGCGGCAAGAGAUCCAAGAAAUUCCAACGGAAGAAGAUUUAAACAAAAUUGUUGAUAUAACUCUGGUAGAGACGGAAACCUUUUGGAUGAUUGACCUGCCAGACAUUAAAGUUUCUAAUGAAGGUGAAGAGGCAGUCUUGGUGACUGAGGCCAACAAAAAGUAUUCAGAGCUUGUGAAAAGUCGUGUGGGUAAUGACCUCUACGUUGAACGAGGAAUGAAUACUUUCAAUGAACCUCCAAAGUUAAAAAGUGUCCACACCACCAAGAUCGACACAGAUUCUGUAUCUGUAGAAUGCUCGAACUGGGACAUGUAUGAUACCUACGAUGCUCUGGAAAAAUUAAAAAAAGAUUUUAGUGAAAAAUCAUUACACGAGGAAGAAGCAAAUCUUGAACAAGAAAUUGAAGAAGAAUUAGAAGAUGACAUAGAUGCUCUAGAAGAAGCAGAGGAUGAGGAGGGUACAAUCAGCCGACCUCUCAGUCCCAAAGAUGAUAUAGCGCCAACGCCAGCGCCAGUAGGCUCCCCCCUGGAUCUAAAGAAUGUAGAGUCUGAAGCCAGAACUGCUAAAAAAAGUUUCCAUCAACUGGAAAAAUCAUUUAGCAGAAAUACAUCUAUAAUUGGUUCAGAACUGAAUUAUAGCCUUGAGAUUGCUGUAGAACUUACUCCAGACGAGCAAUUAGAAAAAGAGUGGGAUUCUAUUAUAAUGUCAGAUGAAUUUUUACACCAUUUGUUUAUUAUGGAAAGAAUCAUAAAUUUGAACACUUAUCAGCCAAAGCAAGCACUCUAUCGAGGAUUUCAACCACUGACAAAUGUUACAGUUGAAGCUAGGCGGUCAAGAGAUUCUCAAAAAACAGGUGCCUCAGACUCAAUGUCAGUCCACGAUGUAGGGCCAAACCUUGACAGACUCUGGUCCUACACAUGUAAUGUGACUAAAGGGAGGAACAUCAGCUGCAUGGCCUGGAACAGGAAAAACCCUGAUCUUCUAGCAGUUGGGUAUGGACAGUUUGAGUUCACAGGUCAAAAGCCAGGAAUUGUGUGUUGCUGGUGUUUAAAGAACCCAGAGUUCCCAGAGAGAGUCUACUUUUCAAAAGUGGGGGUGACAGCCUUGGACUUCUCUGUGUCAAAUCCUAAUUUUCUAGCAGUCGGCUUUUAUGAUGGAGGUAUAGCAGUUUACAAUGUUAGAAAAUCAUCACUAGUAGAACCUGUUUUAGACAGUUUCACUGCCCCUGGCAAACAUCUGGCACCAGUCUGGCAGCUGAGGUGGAUUGAGAAAGAACGGGGUGCAGGUGAAGAAAGUGCCGAGGUGCUGAUUUCCAUCUCUACUGAUGGGCGUGUCACGCAGUGGUCAAUUAGAAAAGGCUUUGAAAGUUACGAUGUUAUGAAGCUGAAAAAAAUGCCAACCAGGAUAGCUGGACGAGCACGGGAGAAGAAAGGCGAAGCUUUCAUUUCAAGAUUUGCUGGAGGAAUGUGCUUUGAUUUCAACCAGCUUGACUCCAACAUUUACCUGGCAGGGACAGAGGAUGGGUUUGUUCACAAGUGUUCCUGUUCCCACAAUGAACAGUAUCUGGAGAGUUAUCAAGGUCAUACAGGACCCGUGUAUUCCAUUCAAUGGUCACCCUUUGUAGAGGACAUUUUCCUUAGCUGCAGCGCUGAUUGGACCAUAAAACUUUGGCACCAGGACAAGACUAGGCAUAUUCUCUCUUUUCAUUCUUGCACAAAAGCUGUGAAUGACAUCUGUUGGUCACCAUGGUCUUCCACUGUAUUUGCCUGUGUGAAUGAAGGUGCAGUUGAAGUAUGGGAUCUUGCUCAAAGCACGUUAGAUCCAGUCUACACCAUUACCCCAACCUCAGGAGCUAAACAGACUAAAGUAUUGUUUAGUAAAAAUUCACAGUGUUUGCUGGUGGGGGACAGUGAUGGCCAGGUCACAGUUUAUCAGCUGCGCUGUAUGCCAAAGCCACCUGAGAAUCAGGAGGAGGCACUAAAAGAGGUCAUCAAGGCAUCACUAGCAAGUCAGCUGUCUGGUGCCACAGAUUCUGCAGAAAAUAGUGAAGACAAGGAAGCAGAAGAUGAAGAAGUUGUAGAAGAGGAAGAUGUCGAGUAGAUGCUGGGUCCACACUCUACAUAGGAUAUUUUUUAAAACAAAUUUUCUAUGUUUAGUUCCCAAUUAAUUAAGUUGAAAUGAAAUGUAUGCUUUUUUUCUUUUAAUGUUCUAAAUAUGCUGUUAAAUUAAACUUUUUAUUUUGUGUUACAAACACUAAAUAAAAAAAUUUCUAGUUUGAAAUUAAGAAAAAAAUAUUUUUAGUGUUUUAUUACAUUUUUUUCAAGGGGUGUGUAGGAUAAGCAUAUUAUAUAUGCUGUGAUGUGUUUAAAUUAUUCAGCUUAAAUGUUAAGCUGUGAUGAAUCAUUUAUGUUUCUUUAGCAAUACUCACAAAAGACAGGUUAGGCCAACUCACCAACCAGAUAGUACCAUUUUCUCCCUUAAAUUAUAACAUUCGAAUUUUGUACAGACUGUAGUUCUGCAGUGUAAAAAGUUGGCUUAUUAAAAUUUUAAACUUUUGUAGCGAUCAUGAGAUAUUUAUUUUUGUUGCUAAUACAUUAUUUAAAAUCUUUUAAAAUUGUUUUUUAAAAUGUGGAUUUGUAAAUUAUUUAUUUGUUCUAUUAAAGGAAUGUUCUAAUAAAUAAACAUUGUAUAUAAUCAAUGAUAAAACC